Verruconis gallopava is the source of this 2333-nucleotide messenger RNA. RefSeq names its product phosphoenolpyruvate carboxykinase [ATP]. The record is from RefSeq and is a predicted model, not a curated record. Lineage: Eukaryota; Fungi; Ascomycota; Dothideomycetes; Venturiales; Sympoventuriaceae. Gene Ontology annotation, cellular component: cytosol. The coding region runs from base 154 to 1818 and encodes 554 amino acids. The transcript has 4 exons. Gene Ontology annotation, biological process: gluconeogenesis. Gene Ontology annotation, molecular function: ATP binding; phosphoenolpyruvate carboxykinase (ATP) activity.
CUCGACACAUGGCAGAGGGUAUUAAAACCAGACACCCCGCCGUGCCCUUCGACCUCAUCUCGUCCGUUUGCUGAAUCUUCUCCCCUUCAGCAGAUACUCGUCCCCCACUGUCGUCUCUGUUGCUUGUCCUUCCUGACGCCGUCCGUUCAAACCAUGGUCUCCGCAGUAAACAAGACCACGCUGUAUCCAGCGGGUCUGCAGCCUCAAAGAGAACACACUGAGAUCGAGGAGGAGCUGCACGAGCGUGCCCACAUCGACUACGACCGUGUCGAAAUCGUUGCAAACCCCGCAGUCGCCGCGCUGUACGAAGAUGCCCUAGUGUACGAGACGGGCUCGGCGAUCACGUCGUCAGGCGCGCUCUCAGCCUACUCGGGCGCGAAGACCGGCCGCUCGCCUUCAGACAAGCGCAUCGUGCAAGAACCCACGUCGGAAGCCGACAUCUGGUGGGGCCCCGUCAACAAGCCCAUGAGCCCUGAGGUCUGGAAGAUCAACCGCGAACGUGCCAUUGAUUACCUAAACACGCGGAACCGAAUCUACGUCGUCGACGGUUUCGCAGGCUGGGACGAGCGAUACAGAAUCAGAGUCCGCGUCGUCUGUGCUCGUGCCUACCAUGCCCUCUUCAUGAGGAACAUGCUCAUCCGGCCCACGCCGGAGGAGCUGGAGCAUUUCCACCCCGACUACGUCAUCUACAAUGCUGGCGGCUUCCCUGCCAACAGAUUCACCUCUGGCAUGACAUCGUCCACGUCCGUUGCCAUCAACUUCGCCGAGAAGGAGAUGGUCAUUCUCGGCACCGAAUACGCCGGUGAGAUGAAGAAGGGCAUCUUCACCGUGCUGUUCUACGAGAUGCCCGUCAAGCACAACGUCCUCACCCUGCACUCGUCUGCAAACCAGGGCAAAGACGGCGACGUCACCGUCUUCUUUGGCCUGUCAGGAACUGGCAAGACCACCCUUUCCGCAGACCCCAAGCGUGCCCUCAUCGGCGAUGACGAGCACUGCUGGAGCGACAAGGGCAUCUUCAACAUCGAGGGCGGCUGUUAUGCCAAGACGAUCGGUCUGUCCGCCGAGAAGGAACCGGACAUCUUCAAUGCAAUUCGCUUCGGAUCCAUCCUCGAGAAUGUCGUCUUCGACCCCAUCACCCGUGUCGUCGACUACGAUGACGCCACGCUCACGGAGAACACCCGCUGCGCCUACCCGAUCGAAUACAUCGAGAACACCAAGAUCCCUUGCAUCAGCGACAACCACCCCUCGAACAUCAUCCUUCUCACGUGCGAUGCCCGCGGUGUGCUGCCGCCAAUCUCCAAGCUCAACACGGAGCAGACCAUGUUCCACUUCAUCUCAGGCUACACCUCCAAGAUGGCCGGUACCGAGCAAGGUGUAACCGAGCCUCAGGCCACCUUCUCAUCUUGCUUCGCUCAACCAUUCUUGGCUCUGCACCCCAUGCGCUACGCCAAGAUGCUGGCGGAGAAGAUUGCUGAGCACAACGCAAACGCGUGGCUGCUCAACACCGGCUGGGUUGGCGCGGGCGCCACCACCGGCGGCAAACGCUGUCCGCUCAAGUACACGCGGGCCAUCCUCGACGCCAUCCACUCCGGCGAACUCGCGAAGGCCGAGUACGAAACCUACGAGACGUUCAACUUGCAGGUGCCCAAGUCGUGCCCCGGCGUACCGGACGAGCUGCUCAACCCGGCCAAGUCGUGGACGGGCACUGCCGACUUCCAAGAGGAGGUCAAGAAGCUCGGUGGCCUGUUCAUCGAGAACUUCAAGAAGUACGCCGAUCAGGCAACUCCGGAGGUCAUUGCUGCCGGUCCUCAAAUAUAGGGAGCGCCUUUUUACGGUGUUCCCGUGUACGUGUGAGCGAGUUGUGCGAGUAUGAGGCUGGCUUCUUUAGCGAUCAUGGUGUCCCAUCAUCAUAUAACGGCUUGCGCUGGCGUUUGACGGGCGAAACAAGCAGUGCAUUACAUUUCACCUGCCUCUUUGAUAUCCAGAUUGUCGCCUGUGGCCAAAAAAAAUUUAAAUAAACGGUACGUUACAGCAGCGAGACUAUUGGCGUCGCGACGACCCGCACGCGGAAGCUCGUGCUGUAUACACACACAUACACACACACAUGUUUGGGGCUAGGGACGUGAGCAUUUUUGCUGAUACAAGGGAUGCGCGUGAGCGCCGGAAUUUGGAAGCUAUGUCUACGAACACAUACAUAAGUCGGAUUUGAAGAUUUGACAAAAUCUUAAUCAGGUUUCAAGAUGCCAGUUCAUUUUCGUUCUUCCUUUCUCUCUCCCUUUUUCUCUCUUCCCCUUCUAUUUUCUGUCUUCUAGUUCACUCCUCGAAACCUGUGC